Pelodiscus sinensis (Chinese soft-shelled turtle) is the source of this 1053-nucleotide messenger RNA. Lineage: Eukaryota; Metazoa; Chordata; Testudines; Trionychidae. The record is from RefSeq and is a predicted model, not a curated record.
ACUGAGAUUCUGCCUCUGUCUCUAGGGUCCAGCAAUGCCUGCGAGAAAACCUCCUUCGCCUUCCUCCGUCAGGAGCUGCCCGUCCGACUGGCCAACAUCAUGAAGGAGAUCAACCUGCUGCCAGACCGGGUGAUCAGCACGCCCUCGGUGCAGCUGGUGCAGAGCUGGUAUGUGCAGAGCUUGCUGGACAUUAUGGAGUUCCUGGACAAAGACCCCGAGGACCAAGCCACGCUGGGACAGUUCACGGACGCCCUCAUCACCAUCCGUAACCGGCACAAUGACGUGGUGCCCACCAUGGCACAGGGGGUGAUCGAGUACAAGGAGACCUACGGGGACGACCCCGUGUCCAACCAGAACAUCCAGUACUUCCUGGACCGCUUCUACCUUAGCCGCAUCUCCAUCCGCAUGCUGAUCAACCAGCACUCCCUGCUCUUCGACGGCAGCACCAAUCCGGCUCACCCCAAGCACAUCGGCAGCAUCGACCCCCACUGUGACGUGUCGGAGGUGGUGAAAGACGCCUACCACAUGGCCAAGCUGCUGUGCGACCAGUACUACAUGGCCUCGCCCGAGCUGGAGAUCCAGGAGGUCAGCGCCGGCAGUCUCAAGCAGCCGAUCCACAUUGUCUACGUCCCGUCUCACCUCUACCACAUGCUCUUUGAGCUCUUCAAGAAUGCCAUGCGAGCCACUGUGGAGAGCCACGAGUCCAGCCUCCGGCUCCCCGCCAUCAAAGUGCUGGUAGCCCUGGGUAAAGAGGAUCUUUCUAUCAAGGUAGGUGGCCUGGCGGAGGGCCCCGAGGCUAACAAGGAGCCCUUCGCAUCAGCUGUAAAAGGGGCCAUGGCUAAGUGCCCGGGGAGCUGCUUGCAUGCUGGGGGCCAGGCAGUGCCGCAGGGACACGGGGGCGUGUGCGCUAGGGGAGGGGAGGAGACUCCUGAAUUCUGUUUGACCGACUUGCCGUCACCCUGGGACUGGGAGGGAGGCGUGUUGCCCUCCCCCCCACGCUGUCUGGCUUCCCUUUCCCCAUGGGGCUCAUACCAGAGUUUGCUUGAACCCUGA